UUUCUGUUGGUGCUGAUAAUUAUUCACUAGUAUUUUGUUUUGCUUUUUCUGCUGUGGUGUGCACUUAGUGUUAUAGAUAAUGACAUAAGGGAUUGUCUUUCAUUUUCAUUAUCAGUAACGCACUGAUUUCAAUGAUGGGUUGAGUGAUAUUCUAGUGAACUAGAACUUCCAAACAGAUUUUACAGUUUUGAAAAAUGGAGACUAUUAAACAAAUUCAGGACGAGUUUCUUGUCUGCCCAAUGUGUCAUCAGCAAUACAAAGGACCGAAACUUCUCCCAUGUCUCCAUAGCUUCUGUAGGUCCUGUCUCACUGAAAAUCUAGAAAAAACGACAGGAAAAAAUCUCAGACCAGAGGUCAAUGGUAAUUCGGAGGAUAAUGCAGUGUCGAAAAAUUCCAAGCUUUACAACUGCCCGGUCUGCAAGGCUGACAUACAUAUCAGUAUUCCUUCCGGCAACAACAACACGGAACAGUGGGCUGACCUUUUUCCGGACAAUAACUUCAUUCAAAACAUGGUGGAAAAAAUAGAGAUGUUUACAGAAAAGAAAAACUGCGAGUCAUGCACUCGUGAUGAUGACGAAGACCAAGCCACGGCAGAGGUUUGGUGUCAGACGUGUAGAGUAGCCUUUUGCGAUGCCUGUAUAAAAGCUCACAAUAUUAUCAAGGCUUGUAGAGAACACCAAGUUAUGCCACUCAACAACAUGCGUCAGGACCCGAUACAAAGUAUCAAGGAAAACAAGAAGGAAAUAUCGUGCCCCUAUCACAGGGAGAAGAUAAUAGAAUACUACUGUGUGGACUGUCAUGUCACGAUUUGUUCUUCCUGUGUAGCAAUGCAGCACAGAAGGUGUGAGAUAGUUGAGACAAUUAGAGAAGCCGUGCAGAAACUGACCCCCGAAAGGGAUUACAUCACUAAAGAUUUAGAACUCCAGUCGAAUGUUCUAGACGAAUGGGAAAAGGAGCAUGUUAGGGAACUUUCUGACCUAAAGACGAACAAAGAGAAUCUUAUCAAGGAAAUGGCAGGUCUUCGUAAAAAGGUGAACGAGGUUCUAUUAAAUCUGGAGAACAAACUCGUGGAUACUUUGGACCAAAAGCAUAAAGAUACCAUUGUGGAAGUUAAUGACCGUUUGAAAGAUGUCGAGGAAAUGAAGAAGACUUUGAUGAACACCGCAAGGUUUAUGGAAUACUUGACGAAUUUUGGAAGUGAUUCUGAAUUUGUUUCUGUAUUUGACGUGAUAAAGGUGCAAACAGAUGAUAUGAGGGCGACAAUUCAAAAGGCUAAAACCAACAAACUCAACACCAGGUUCAAGCUCGCACUUGAUCCUGCCAUACAGAGGGUUUUAGAAAUGAAAUCACUGGGGAAAAUUGUUGAUAUGGUGGACUUGAACGCAAACGGACUGAAGAAUUACCAGCCUGUUGAAAGGAGUUCUUCAAUAAAACGUACGGGAACAUUUCGUGUGGAAAGACCUUGUCCACCUCCGUCCGCCAUGCAUUCAAGCUCAUCUGCGUCCUCCACGUCUAACGAAUCAAUAAGUUCGCAAGAAAUGGCUCCAAUCAGACCGAGGAGGAAUCAGCCAAUAAAGCCGAGUUUGCGAGAAAGCAUGGGACUCAAAAACCCAAGAUCAAUAGUUGAAAGUCCAUCCACUGGGAGUGGAAGAAAGACACCACCGGUUAGAUCAGGAACAAUGCCAAGGACAAUUAGAGUGCAAAGACCACAGAGUGUAACUAGAACGAAAUCGUCAGGAGGGCUGGAUGUAUCUAAGGAAAAGAGUGGUGUAGCGAAUAUACGAGCUACCACGCCUGCAAGUGUUCGCGACCGACCAAUUACACCAUCUUCGAGACUGACAGGUGUGCUCUCCCCACGUACAUCCAGGAAAGAUGCUCCCCAGCCGCCACCCCGUCCAAAGUCUGCAGGAAGACGAGAGAGCACUACAUUCAAAACGCCAUCAAAAGAAGAUUUACCGAAAGAGGAUCACAAUAAAGCAACCGCAGAAACUAAACCACAAGUGCCACUCAAAUCAAAAGGUCUCCCGCUUAUGUUUUCAUUUAAUGGAAGAACGGAUGGAGAUGCCAAAAAGUGUUGGCCGCUAGAUGUCGCUGUUCUUGAAGACGGAACUCCUGUUAUAACAGACUUCCAUAACAAAAAAAUCAAAGCCUUCGAUGCAACGGGACGAGUGAUGGGAGAGAGCGCUGUUCCUAGCUGGCCCCAUGGUAUUGUGGACGUGUCUAGCUGUGAGUUAGCGGUAACUCUGCCAGAAUUAUCUACAAUCAUGUUCGUGGUUGUUCAAGAAACCAGCAUGCGCAUACGGAAAAGAAUCAGAACAAGCAAACAGUACCGUGGUGUGAGUUGUGACGCAAUUACGUCUGGAAAUCCGUCCCUCGUUGUCACGUGCUGUGCAGCAGGAAUGCAAUGCGUUGACGUUUUAACACUUGAUGGCGUUCUAAUUCAAACUUAUCGUGAUGAUUACAGACACAAAGGACAGCUUCUUUUUACAUGGCCAUACUAUGUUACGUGCAAUACACAAGGCGAAGUUGUUGUUUCAGAUUGUCAAUCAAAAAACGGUAUUAUAUGCCUAUACCGGGAUGGAAAAGUACGCUACGAGGCUAGUUUGAGUCAGGACAUUAUCAAAGACCCCCGGGGUAUCUGUACGGACAGAUUCGGAAAUAUAUUUAUUGCUGACAAAACGGGCAAUGCAAUACACUGUCUCAAUAAUGAAGGACAGUACAAGUCUGUCCUAAUCAAUGAACCAGAUGGCUUACAAAGCCCAAUAGCGGUUUGUCUAAGUCCAUUUGGACAACUAGUGGUCACGCUGGAAAAUGGUGACAUCAAAGUGUACAAGCAUAGUUGAACUAACGCCAAAUUACGACAAUGAUUUUAUUUUUAAUAUUGGACUAUGCGAAUUAUAGAUGUAAGAAAGAUAACUCUUUUUUAUGAACUGUGACUCAGUUAGCAUAUCUACUCUAAUACCUAAUGUCACAUACACGAUAUUAAAAGUUACUGGAGAAAAUUAA
Messenger RNA from Ostrea edulis (European flat oyster), 3006 nucleotides. RefSeq names its product transcription intermediary factor 1-alpha-like. Gene Ontology annotation, molecular function: zinc ion binding. The record is from RefSeq and is a predicted model, not a curated record. The transcript is spliced from 5 exons. Lineage: Eukaryota; Metazoa; Mollusca; Bivalvia; Ostreida; Ostreidae. The coding region runs from base 195 to 2843 and encodes 882 amino acids.